Messenger RNA from Sclerotinia trifoliorum, 740 nucleotides. Lineage: Eukaryota; Fungi; Ascomycota; Leotiomycetes; Helotiales; Sclerotiniaceae. The record is from the annotation of a GenBank genome assembly.
GAAAGUAUAUAGGACGGUUGUGCCAUUUCGUAUUAUAAAGUUCGCUCUGUUUUUAAGUUGGUAGUUGUCUAAAAUCUUUAUUCCGUGAUAUAUACUCGAUAUAUCCUCUUACUGUAUUGUGCUUAUUUAUUUUUUACUGUAUUGGUGAUGGCGGUUGAAAUACCAAUGUUCGUUGAUGUACGCCAUGUCGAGCCUCAGGCGAAAGCUACAACAUUUUUUAUUGCCCUAUCUAAAGAAUGGGAAGGUCACCCUCUUCGAAGAACAGAUAGUAACAAUUGGAGACUUGAUUUGAAGUUGUUAGUCAAUCAUAAUAGCCGUCAUAGAUACUAUUACUUUGUUUGUCCCUCUGAUUUUGUAUGUUUUCAUCGAUUCUCUAACGACUUUAUAUUUAGUACUCAGUGGAUGGGGCGAAGCAUCCUUAUGAUCCGAAAUUGCCAUGGGAGCCGAUAAGUACAACAAAUGAAAAGCUCAACUAUUUUGAGUGUGAUUUCGAAAUUGUCUCUGUGAUUUCUUCGGAGAAUACUGUUGAAGGACAUCCAUUAUCACCCUCUCAGAUUUUGCUCCUCGACCAAUAGGAAGAAUCGACCUCUCUCACCUCACAACAGCCGCCAGCACAUUUGAGCACAAUUCUCCAUCUACUUCACUCGAUAUCAAUCAAAUCAUUCCUCGCCCUGUAUCUCCCAACGCCGAAUAUUCCUGCGAUGACGGCUACAUAGAACAAGGAGGUAGGGAUACAUAAU